AUGCUGCGUCUGGCUGCUUUUGCAGCACUGCUGCUGUUCUUCAGGAUCAGUCUGGAGCUGUCCUGGGCCCAGGCCAUCCCUGCUCUCUUCAUCUUCUACCUGGGAUCUGGUGGAUGGGACUUCUUCCUCAUAUUCAUCAAGACAAUACGAAGGGACGUCACCACGGGGCUGGUCCUCUUGCGGGUGAAGUGGCAAGUAUGGAGGCACGUGAGGGAGAAGAACACAAUUGCCAAGAUCUUCCAGAAGACCGCAAGCAAGUAUCCAGAGAAGACAGCACUAAUCUUCCAAGGCACGGGCGAGAGCUGGACCUUCCGGCAGCUGGAUGAGUACUCCAACCAAGUGGCCAAUUUCUUCUACAGCCAAGGCUUCCGCUCUGGUGACGUGGUGGCUCUUUUCAUGGAGUCCCGCAAUCAGUACGUGGGGCUGUGGCUCGGCUUGGCCAAGAUUGGGGUGGAGACCGCCCUUGUGAAUUCCCACCUGCGCAUGGAGGCCUUGCUGCACUGUAUCACCAUCUCCAACUCCAAGGCUGUGGUUUUUGGGGUGGAGAUGAUGGAAGCAAUGCAAGAAGUGCAGCCCUCCCUGGAGAAAUCUAUCCAUCUGUUCUGGUCUGGGGAAGCAAGCUCUGAGUCCGCACUUCCUGGUGCAAAACACCUGGACCCCCUCCUGCAGACAGCCCAGCGGCACCAGCCAACCCCCCCUGAUAAGGGCUUUCUUGAUAAACUCUUCUACAUCUACACCUCUGGCACAACAGGGCUGCCCAAGGCUGCCAUUGUGGUGAACUGCCGGUACUUCCGCAUGUCCAGCUUAGUUUUUUACGGUUUCCGCAUGAGGCCCGACGAUGUGAUGUACGACUGCCUCCCGCUCUACCAUGCUGCAGGGAACAUCGUGGGGGUCGGGCAGUGCCUGCUGCAGGGCAUGACGAUUAUCAUCCGCAAGAAGUUCUCAGCCUCGCACUUUUGGGAGGACUGCGUGAAAUACAACUGCACGAUUGUGCAGUACAUCGGGGAGAUCUGCCGCUACCUGCUGCACCAGCCACUCCCGCCCCCCCAGCCAUACCAGGAGGUGGAGCGGCAGCACCGGGUGCGCAUGGCGCUGGGCAACGGGCUGCGUGCCUCCAUCUGGCAGGAGUUCAUGGCCCGCUUUGGCAUCGCCCAGGUGGCUGAGUUCUACGGGGCCACCGAGUGCAACUGCAGCCUGGGAAAUUUCGACAACAAUGUUGGGUCAUGUGGCUUCAACAGCAGGAUCCUACCAGGUGUGUACCCUAUCGCCUUGGUACGGGUGGAUGAAGACACCAUGGACCUGAUCCGGGGGCCGGAUGGUGUCUGUAUCCGCUGCAAACCAGGGGAGCCGGGGCAGCUGGUGGGCCGCAUUGUCAAGAGCAACCCCUUGCAGCACUUUGAUGGCUACCUGAAUCAGUCAGCCACAAACAAGAAAAUUGCCAAGGACGUGUUUACAAAAGGGGAUGCUGCCUAUCUCACAGGGGAUGUCCUGGUGAUGGACAAAUAUGGCUACAUGUACUUCCGGGACCGCACUGGGGACACGUUUCGCUGGAAAGGGGAGAACGUUUCCACCACAGAGGUGGAGGGGACGCUGAGCCGCAUCCUCAACCUAACGGACGUGGUAGUUUAUGGGGUGGAGAUCCCAGGGAUUGAAGGGAAGGCAGGAAUGGCAGCCAUUGUUGACCCGGAGAACUCCUGUGACUUGGAAGGCUUUGCUAGCGAGCUGAAAAAGGCCCUUCCGCUGUACGCACGGCCUGUGUUCCUGCGGUUCCUGCAUGAAGUCUCCAAGACAAGCACUUACAAGUUCCAGAAGAUGGAGCUGCGGAAGCAGGGCUUUGACCCCGCGCUGGUGAAGGACAGGUUGUACUUCCUGGACUCCAGGCAAGGCCGCUACCUGCAGCUGGACGAGGCAGCAUUGAGCAGGAUCCAGUCGGGACAGCAGAAGCUGUAACUGGUGGGACUCAAGCAAGACACCUCCCCAAAUCCUGCUGGGGAGAGAGGGGCAAGGCAGACGCUGGGGAAGAAAAGGUUCAAGGAGCGAUAUAAAGGCAUGCUAGAGAUUUUAUUUGAUGAGUUUUACAGAUCAUGGUUUGGGGGGAACACGGGGGACCGAGGGGAGGGAGAUGGUUACAUACCAAAGCAUAGACUCAUUAUGGCUUUAUUUUCUACUUGGUACAGCGGUGGUGGUCCUGUGCCACAGGAGGGGCAGUGCCCUGGCCAGUUGAGUAGGGAUGGGGUGCCUCUGCCAUUCCACUUUGCUUUUCCUGUCUUUCCCUCCCUUUUCCUGCCUGCAGCAACCCACCCUUGUGAAGGCCAUGAAGGGACCAGUGCUGGGCUCUUUCCCCACUCCUCCACCAAGAAGCCAGCUCCUCCUUGGCACAGGGCCCCUGCUGGCAGAGGGAAGCUGGGUGCCAGGCGCAGGCCCUGCCCCCUGCGUGGACCGCUGGUGUUGUGUUUCUGCUGUGAAUCAGGGGAGCAGGGUAGUGCUGGGCUCAGGAGAGGGACAGGGACGUGUUUCUGCCAUGCCUUGCUCUCUCCUGGGGAUGACAUUUCUAUUUUUCACAAUCACACGCACAUUAUA
Molecule: messenger RNA, 2580 nt
Organism: Balearica regulorum gibbericeps (East African grey crowned-crane)
Lineage: Eukaryota; Metazoa; Chordata; Aves; Gruiformes; Gruidae
Source: RefSeq, a predicted model, not a curated record